CACAAUCAUUGUUAAGUCUAUUUUGUACAUUACUUGAUUGAUCCAAGGAACGAUUUAAACAAGAUCAUUUAAGAUGUAUACGCUAUUAAUUUUGUUUUUAACUUUGUUUGACGUUUGUAGAACGGACUCCUCUGCACAGUGGGAUCCUGCAUGUGGAAUAAGCAAGUACCCGGAUGCUGGUUCGGAGAGACCGGGGCGAGCGAAGCGAAUUGUGGGAGGGACACUCUCAAGACAGGGUGAAUUUCCAUGGAUUAUCUUCGUUUCAGGUGAGUAUUGAAAGUGGCGAUAGUGGUUUCCAUGGUUGCAAUGGAUUCAUCAUAGACUCACAGUGGGUCGUGUCAGCACAGCAUUGUUAUGGAGUCGGAACAGACCCAGCAGAUCUUACCAUCUGGGUACAGAAUUUCUACCAGUACCCCCAAGACGGAACACCUCACACACCUACUACAAUCGUGUUUCAUCCCGACUACGACAAUGAAAGUUACGAGCACGACAUCGUCAUGAUGAAACUCCCGACCCCCUUGGUGUGGAACGACGACUUGAGACCGAUUUGUAUGCCUGAGGCUGGAAACCUGUAUGAAGGCGCUGACGCUUGGCUUGCAGGAUGGGGAAAUGAGUACCAAGGGGGACCUCCUACUGCGGACCUUCAGCAUGUUCAACUGACAAUCAUCACAAAUGACGACUGUAAGAUUCAGGUUGGUCCAAAUGAUGAGUGGAUGGUCCUGCCCAACACGUUGUGCCACAGAGGAGACGGCAAGGACGCCGGGGAUGGUGACAGCGGUGGAUUGAUCAUGGUGAAGGACAGUAACAACACAUUCCGUGCCGCUGGUAUUCAAUCCUGGGGCUACUGGCCCGCUGGUGAGAGACCGAGUGUGUGCACGAGGAUAACAUCCCAUAUUGAUUAUAUAAACCAAGUUAGGCAAAAUAAUUAGAUGUAAAAUAAAAAUUGUAUAGUGAAACCUGCAUAUCCGAACAUCUGGCUAAUAAUCUAAACGUCUUCCAAUCCGAACACUUUUUCCAGUCCAAUAAUUUCCUCCCAUUGGUCCUCGUGUUAAAAAACCUUGAAAUCAGAACUCUUACAAAAUUGCUCAAAUAUUUUCAAUUUAACACUGAUGGUUAAAUGAUAUCAAAACUUUUGAAAAAUGUCAAAUGGACUCAAUCCUAAUGAGUCAAGUUCAUUUUAAUAGGAUUUUGGAAUACAAUAAAGCUACAUGGUCAAUAGAAAUGAUAAUACCAGUA
Owenia fusiformis is the source of this 1236-nucleotide messenger RNA. The record is from the annotation of a GenBank genome assembly. Lineage: Eukaryota; Metazoa; Annelida; Polychaeta; Sabellida; Oweniidae.